Molecule: messenger RNA, 4632 nt
Organism: Dermacentor silvarum
Lineage: Eukaryota; Metazoa; Arthropoda; Arachnida; Ixodida; Ixodidae
Product: pancreatic triacylglycerol lipase-like
Exons: 11
Coding region: 172-2199 (675 amino acids)
Biological process (GO): lipid metabolic process
Molecular function (GO): lipase activity
Source: RefSeq, a predicted model, not a curated record
CCCCUUCUCUCCCUCGUAUGGACACACGGACUCUUCAAAGACGACGUCUCUCGCAGCGGGAGCCGUCCGGCCAGCCAGCCAAGCAGGCAGGCAGCCAUCCGAAGCGAGGCGGCCUGACCCGAAAAUACCCAGAGAGAAAAGGGCGAGCAGCAAGGGGGCCCGGUUCGGUCGAUGCUCUGGCAGAAGCUACCCUCGCCGCUCGCCUUGCCCUUGCCGGGACUGCUGCGCUCGCUCGCGACCAGGCCGAAGACGAGUCCGGUCUUGCGCCGUGACGCCCUGCCACCAGCGCUGUCUUGGCACGCGCCGCCGAGGCCCUCGGAGAAGCAGCGUGCGCGCCCAGGGCCCGGAGCCGCCGCCGGCCUCGGCUCGCCCCAUGAGCGCCCGUCGAUGGUCGCCGCCUCGUCCACCUUCCGCUCGGGAGGCUGGCCGGCCGUGCCCUUGCUGCUCCUGCUGCUGGCGGCCGCUGCUGGUCUGGCCUGCUGCUGGUGGAUCGCGGUCUCGUCGGCGGCGGUGGUUGCGCCAGCAGCGUCGGGCAGCCGUGACGAAGUCUUCAAGCCACCUCAAUUGCUGUUCGACGACGAGCCGAGUCCGCAAGAGAUCUGGUCGGCGGUGGCGACAUCCAUCGCCCAGUGGCAGCGUGCGCACAGUGGACGCCACCGCAGAAGCACCGACGUGGCCACAGCAGAGAGGGGAGUGUGCUAUGGAUCACUCGGCUGCUACAGGGAGGACAGCGGCUCAGGUCAGCCGAACGCCUUGCCCGAGGAACCCGGCAGCAUUGGAACGCGCUUCUACCUUAGCUCACGUCGCAGUCGCGAGCCGCGGCUUCUGGGUGACUCGGCCUUCUUCAACGCCUCGAAGCCGGUCAAGCUUAUCAUUCACGGCUUCGGCAGCAGCGGCAAACGUUCCUGGGUCCGCCGCAUGGUGGACGCGUUGCUCGCCGCUGGCGACGUGAACGUCCUGGUGGUGGACUGGGAGAAAGGCGCCACACUGCCCAACUACGUCCAGGCUGCCGCCAACGCACGCCUCGUUGGGCGCCAGGUGGCGCAAGCGGUGCGGCGCCUCCUCCGGCUGGGCGCCGAGCCGCGCGACUUCCACCUGGUGGGAUUCUCUCUUGGUGCUCACGUGGCUGGCUUCGCGGGUGCCGAGCUGAGGAACCUUUCGCGUAUAACCGGGCUGGACCCGGCGGCGCCAUUGUUCGAAGGCUACGAUCACAAUUCCCGGCUGGACCCUACGGACGCGAAAUUGGUAGACGUGAUCCACUCCAAUGGAGACAGCUUUCUGCGAGGUGGCCUGGGUGCAUUUGAACCUCUGGGACACGUCGACUAUUAUCCGAAUGGGGGCAAGGCACAACUGGGAUGCAACAGCGUCUUUGUCGGUGCCCUGAGCGACAUCUUUUGGGGCCACUGGCAGAGCCUGUGCCACCACCGCCGCGCUCUUCAGCUGUUCACCGAGUCGGCGAACCCACAGUGUCCGUUCCCGGCGUUUACGUGCGCCAGCUACGAGCACUUCCAGCGGGGCGAGUGCUUUCCGUGUGAGCGGCCGACAGACUGCAGCUACAUGGGGUACUUCGCAGACCGGUCCCGAGCCCGCGGGCGCAUGUUCCUGAUGACCCGUCAGGAGCCGCCCUUUUGUGCGAGUCAAUACAAACUGGUUGUUAACAGCUCUGCUGGCCAGGAACCUUCGUGGGGCAAGAUUGAGCUGGAACUCUUUGCCGAAUCAGGCGCCAACGAGACGUUCAGCGUGACAACUGAUUCGCAGGAGCUGCGAGGUGGCCAAGCUGAGAAGGUGCUCGUCGCCGCCCACCCUGCUGUGGUCAACAUCACGAGAAUAGUCAUCAAAUACACCAAAUACCGCGGAUGGAUUUACGGAGGGAAGGACUCCUGGUUCAUCGACAAAGUGGCCAUCCUCGACAGCUUCGGCUACACGGUCUCGUACUGCGGCCUGCGGACGCGACUAUUGGAUGGGCGGCCUCUCAAGCUCCGAGUGCGACCAGAGGAUUGCCAACCCUCGUCACCACAGCGAGUGGCCCGCCUGGUGUGGCAGGUGCUCAGCGACCCCGUAGCCGGCAGCCAGCCGAGGCCUCCCCGGCUCGUCUGGACGCUGAGGCUGGAAGACGCCGACAUUGCGUCAGCAGUGGUCGCUGCGACGCCGCUCGAACCCCGCCCGCCAGCGGUUCUUGCACCGGCCAGAAACCGGUAGACCCCAGCAAAGCGUCAGAUUUCAAGUCACGGUUGUUUGCCAAAGGAGGCUGGAAUAUAACCGCGCAUGCUGACCUUUCCGAGAAGCGAGCAGAAUUUCGAAAAAAAAAAGACGUCUGCUGGUGAUGUGUGCAUAGUAAACGUCAUGAAAUUUCCGCAGACGCUGAAGCCGUAGACGAAACUUUUCAGGCAUUCGGGAGGUCCUGACUGCUGACUACGCUUCGAAAACCAUCCCAUGGAUGAACUUGACAAGUGGAACGACUGCAGUCGAAGUUUCAGCACACUAAAUAUUUUAUUGCAAACAGGGUAGCGAAUUGUCGAAGAACUGAAUAUUUAUUUCACAGUCACUGUCACUACAACGUCUCAGCGAAUGACUCCACGAAAGCCAAUUUUUGCAUUUGAAGUUGUUUCUAGGCUGUUUUCCAUGACUCGUGUUCCUUGUUAAUUGCUGACUAGCAUUGAGCACUGUACGUUUCACUACUUUGUUUUAUUGUAUUGACACUGUACAUUAGAUAAAGAUAUACUUAGUUAUUGUUGUGAGUGUGGAUAGUUCACGUUUGGUGUUGUCUUGUUUCUCCGAAAAAAAAACUGAGCUUUUAAUUUGUCGUCUUCUAGCAAAUCCCGGCCGCGGCGGCCGCAUUUCGACGGAGGCGUACUGCAAAAACGCCCGUGUGCUUGCCUUGUAUUGCACGUUAAAAAACCCCAGGUUGUCAAAAUUAAUCCGGAGCCCCUCACUACGGCCUGCCUCAUAAUCAGAACUGGUUUUGGUGCGUAAAACCCAAGAAAGAAGAACAAACACAUAACCUCUAGUGCACAUACUCUUAAUCAGCAGGUGGUCACAAGAAGGACAUGACUGCCAAGGCUGCCACCACCGGCACAGAAACGUUAAUGAGGUUACAAGUGUAACGACCUUGCGUUGAAGCACUCGAAGUUUUUCGUGCCGUUCGCUCGAGGAAUAGUUGCUCGAGCCUGUGGAAGAGGACUAAAUCCCCUGCUGUGCACCGGCCUUCAUCGCUUGGUGACAAAAAUAAGCGCAUUACAGCAUCAAGAUCUCGAAGCACAUACUAGGCUCAUGUAAUAUAAAGCAAUUUCAUUCUUAUCUUACUCCAAGCUCCUUACAUCAUACUUAUGUACCGCCGAUGGAAGCAUCAGGCGGUAACCCACAGCGUUCUUUGAAUAGCCCAACCAAACACUGUCCUCGUUUAUAGGAGGUCACUUUUCUUUGCUUUCAAAGUCAAUAGCAGUGCCUGCCUCCACACGUUUUUUGUAUCGAAUUGGCUGACAAAAGGCGAGAAGUGCACAGAAGUGGAGAGGGUUUCAACGUCUGUGUUUGUUCCGCUUGGUCUUGCUUAGCUUGCAGUGGCGAGCAGAAAAUGGCGAUGGCGUGCAGCGGGAAGGUAAAAAUGACGCUAAAACGGGUCCUCAGCGAAGAACAGUUGGCUGAGCGAUGUCGUACGCGUGGCUUAUAGGAGCUGAAUAACGUUGUACUGGUAGACAAAAAUUUUUAUUAUACGCAAAGAAAUCUAUUUUAGCUUGCAGCUCCGAGUAGUCAGGGCCAGAGCGAUCGGCUGGCGGCAAUCUUUUGUUUCUUUUGAAACAGGGUAGUCUCCGUCUGUACUGCAAAACGUUGGGUUUUGUUCGGCAUAUUAAUGGAUAUUUAAUGGAUCUUUAUCGCGCGCACACGCCAUUCUGACGUGGCAAGUUUUCGCGGUUAUGAGACGCCUCGUGAGAAACGGGCAAAAUGGGCGCGGCCCGUAUAUUUUGACCAGUUAGGGAGAGGUAAUGGUAGAAAUUGAAUAGAAACAAAUUGAAAUAGCUUUACGGUAUAGUACCCCUCGUGUAAUCUUCAAGGGUGUGCCAGCAAAGACGAUAGGUACUCGAUAAGAAAUGCACACCGCGCGGCUUACACACGAUGGUUGGUUAGAGGAAAAGAAAUCUGCAAUUUUUUUUUAAUUCCAGCCUACGUUUAUGCAGAUGAAUUGAAUUCGCUGGAAGACGGUGACUUGAUCUUAUGAGCAGUGGCUGGAAAAGGGGAGCCUUCAGCUCGAAGUCUCGAAUACGAAGAGUUACCACGUUGACACGUUCAUCAGCUGUCUAGGCUCUCCUGGUUCAUCAGCUGUCUUUCAGUUUCCAUUUAUGUGCUGUGUGCGAAGUGAGUGUUAAACGUCAACGACAUUUCUUUGAUCGCGAUUUUGUGUGCCGUCAAAGGUGUAAGAUUCACGCGGCGCGGUUGAAGCUGCUGGCGGCUUUGUAAAUAGUAUGUGUACAGUGCAUCAAAAAGCCGGUGAAAUAUAAUUCGUAGGGAGUUUCCCCAGACCGGUGUUUAUGUUCCUGAGCUGUUUGUGGAAGACUGCAGCAGCCCGUUUUAUGUCUAAUAUAGUGUUGCAACUGUUCGCACAUGUAUCAUAAGAAAGAUAAUCCAAAAAUAAAUAAA